CAUCUCCUCUAAGCCAGUGGUGUUAAUUAUAAAUCAUGGGGAAACACGCUGCAGCUCUGAGUCGUUGUCCAGUGACAGGCAGUUAGCUGAUUUGUUUGCCAAAGAACAUUAAGAGCCUCUAAUCUUUAAUACCGGGCAGGUGAUCUGACUCUGCAGAACAUGCAAGGCUGUGGAUUUCAUUCCCUCUGCCACACAGCUCUUUCACCCUCCACAGUGAGGCCUGAGUUAAGUAUAGGGGGCUUCACUCUCUCCUGUUGUGUCGGCUGAACUGAGCUUUUCAUCGCUGAGUCUUGUCCAUCAGUCUGCAGCCCUGCCAAGCGGAAUGAAUGGAGCAUUUUGGGAGGAGGAUGAAAAGACUCCGCUCUAUGUGGGGUCUCUUCUCAUCAUUCCCUCACUGCAUAGACAAAGGGACACUUUUGUAUUGACACCAGGGUGUGUUGGAGUGCAUGCAUCUUUUGCACACAAUCAUUUGACCUACAUAUUUAAAAUGUGUUUAAAAUUUAUGUUGAAUAACGUCAUUUUAAUUGAUGUUUUUUGAGUGUAAUGUUAAUUUAAUUGACAUAUGAACUCCCCAGAAAUUAUCUUUACACCUUUAAAAAGUUUUACUGCUGCAACAAUAAUAAUACACAGGCUGUCAUGUGCAUUUGAGCCUUAAAUCUUGUUAAAAUGUGAGUUACUGGCAGUCAGAGGGCAUAAUUUCCACUUUCUUCUCCACUAACAGCACUGUAAUCGUAAUGGUCCUAAAAAUAAAAGGUGCAAACAACAUCAGUGUUUAAUCCGGUGAUGUGUGUGCCUCAGCCUUCACAGUCUGCUGCCUGCUGCGGUUGUGAGGCGGUCUGAAGGAGUCCGGGUCUGGAGUCAAAUUCCUGAACACGUAGGAGCUCCUCACGUUGCGCCAACACGACGCACGACGACGCACGGGCGCAGCGAAUAACGGAUUACUGAUCGACUGAUCGAUGAGGCACAGAUUCAUCUCGGCUCUAACUCCAGCCACAACAACCAACCUGAGAUGUUUUUCUGUUUUUUUCCACUCUUUUUUUUCCCCUCACAAGAAAAACUGACAUGAAGACAAAUCUGUUCUCUCCAGAUCGUCUGUCCAAGCGCAACUGAACCCACUUGUUUUGUCAAGAAUCUGCUGCGCACGGAUCGAUACUUUUGUUUCACCAGGAAAUGUUUGUUAUGGACUAAGAAGCGCGCGUAAAAGCCGGGUUCACACGUUAUUCCAAAGCGGCGGAGAAAAAAAAUGACAAGUCUGGAUUCACUUUUUUCCACAACGGAAAUGAGAUCAGUCCUGUCGCCUGGCUCCGCUUCUUCUGAAAACAUGGUCGAUGUAACUCCAUGUAGCGCCGGGAUCUGACACUCUUUGACUUCUGGCUACUAACAGUAUUUUUGGAUUUUGAUGGAAAGAUGUUUGCUGGACUUAUGGGGCUGGAAUGUCACAACAACUCUCUGCUUCACCACCGAGAAGUUAUGGAAGGUGGCAGAGCAUCAGGGACAGCUGGCAGCUCCGGCCGUAAGAGGCUCCAUCGAAGACCGGGGUACAUGAGAGGGGAGCAGUCCAGACUACAGAGCACUACUAAUGGACAGGAGGAGGAGGAGGAAGAGGAGGAGGAAGGGAGGACCACUUGCAUGAGGAAUGGAAAAUCUGGACGUCACACUGACAACACUGAGACAAACAGCACUCAGAGGAUGAGUCUCACACCUGCUGUCAACGUGUCCUUAAUAAAUCAGGAACAGCCUGAUAAACUCACAUGUAGCUCCUGGAAGAGUAAGAGUGCUACCUGCUCUGUUACCCCUCCUCUUCCUUAUGUGGACUGCAGUGCCGCUAAUAGCACACCCAGCCAUCAGGGUCCGUCCUCACUGCCACACAGUGAACUCAGGUUAAGCUCGAGCCCGGCACUACAGUCCUCAGCGCAGGACUCCUUUAACUCCAGCUUCAGUUUCAUCCAACAGUCGCUCAACUCCAGCCAGGUCCCAACCACUGCUACACCAGCCCGGGAACCAGAACCACUUAAUCAGUCAGCAAAAGCACCUAGUUCACCUCAAACAAAACCAGCAACUCAUGUCUCAAAGCAUUCAACUCCUGUCCAAUCACAGCCUCCCUCUGCUCCAGGCAGCCAGGCGGAGAGAGAGGAGCUGUCAUUAGGUGCGAGGUUUUGGCGGGAAUGUCUGUGGGGUGGCAGGGAGGUAACGCCCGACCUGCCCGAUUGCGACUCCCGAUCUCUGGACAUAGAUAUCACCUCCUCGCUGUCUGUGGACUCGGACACAGCCUCCGCCUCCUCUGUCACCUCCGGCUAUGAGAGUGCCACGCCACCCUCUGACCAAGGCUGGGACAACCUGAUGAAGAAGUAUGAAGGCGUGCUGCAAGACUGCCUCCAAAACAACCGCACACACACCAAGAUUGAGUCCAUGAUGUUGAAGCUGCAGAGACUCCAGCAGAAGGCCAUUUUGGAUGAUGACUAUGACGCAGCCGAGCGUUUUGGGAAAAAGUUGGAGGAGCUGUGCAGGGAGCGGGGAGCUCUGCAGCUGGGUUUACCCUCCAGACAGCCCAGCGUGGCUCGGUUCCUGGAGCGGCUCAGACAGGUGGUGCACAGCGCCCUCCAGAGGGCAGAAUGCAGCCAGCGCAGGGAGGGUGCAGAGCCUGAAGCAGGGGAGCGGUCCGACUCAUCUCAUCAAAGAGAUCGUCUGAUCCGAGAGAAACAGGUGGUAGAGGAGGAGAUAACCGAGCUGGAGCAGAGGCUGGCGGAGCUGAGGGACCGCAGUCGAUGCCUGGAGCAGCAGAUCCAGCAGGAGGAACAGCAGGUGGAGGCUGAGGAGCUGGAGGGCUCCGUGCUGAGGAGCUGCACCGUGGCCCAGCUGCGUGACAUGAGCCGAACCCUGCAGGACCUCGUCACCUCCGAAAACCGCAUGCAGAUCUCUGUCUCUCUGCCUUCCUCCAUGCUCAGGCUCCAGGAGCAGGAGCAGGCGAUGAAUCUGUCCAUCAAAGAAGCCACAGCUAAAGUGGUCAUGAGUCAAAGGCUGGGCAGCAGCCUGAGGAGGAAAGUCAGUGAGACUGAAACGCAGCUUUUGGCUCUGCAUGAAGCCAAACUGGCAGCCAUCUCAGGUAACGAUUUCAGCAGCGCCAAGGAGCUGAAGGCUGAGAUGAAGGCGGUGUACCUGGAGCGCGACCGGCUAGAGGCGCUGGCCAAGAGGCUGCACAGCCUCAGCUCGGGGAGCAGCCAGGAGCUGGCCAGGAUGAAGGAGCAGCGGCAGCAGCUGAGGCAGGAGCUGGAGCAGAGGGAGGCCCAGCACGAAAGCAGACUGAAAGAGAACACAACCAAGUAUGUCGAGCUGUUGGAGGACAGACUGCACAGUAGUUGUGGCUGUCCGGGCUUGGAGCGGAUCUGGGAAGCUGACCUGGAAGCGUGUCACCUGUUCUUGCGAGGCCUCCAGUUGCGGACUCCCAGCUGCAGUGGAGCAGACAUCGAGGACCUUCCGACUGCAGCGGUUUAUCCUCCGGCCCAGCCGUGCACCAAAGAAGAAGAAGACUGUGCCAUGUUGACUGCUUUAGGAGGACGCUGGUGUCCUGAGGCCAACUUACAGAACUCAGAGUUCACUAAGAAAUUGGAGGAGUUUUUGUUCUGCAUGGAGGAUAAUCACCCAGAGGACGGGUGCAGCGAGGCUGCAGACCUGACGGAGCGCUGCGAGCUGAUCAGUGACAGACUAAUGACCUUGGAAGAUGAAUUGCAGACAGCGAUACUAAACCGGGAUCAGGCCCUCACCCAGUCCUUAGAAAAAGAAGUUCAGGAAGUAAAAGCCACUUUGCAAACCAUGCUCACACAGCUCAAAGAGGAGGAAGAGGAGGAAGAGGAUGUGAAUGAAUUACCAGAUGAUGACCUCAUGAAAAAUGAGAUUGAGGAAGAUGAGGAGGAAGAGGAAGAAGAAGAGGACCAGUACUUCAGUGACAGCUGGGACAUCUGAAAUGGAUGCCUGUAGUGUUUUAUGACCACUCUCACACAGACUGGCUCUCUGAGAGCCUGACCUCGGCUUUGCAGUGGAAGUGACCCCGUAUCCAUUUUCCAUAAAGCCUCGCUCAAAGCGCUUUACAACCAGCCUCUGUGGUACUGCUGAAAGUUUCCACCACAAAGUCUGAGUAACAUUUUAUCGACAAAUGAAAAAAAAUAUGAAGGAUUUUGAUAGAAAUGUAGAAUAUGAGACACUUUAAUGCAGUUUUUAGACGCUCCUCAGAUCUUGCCAGCGUAAAUUUAAACCAGGUAAAAAGUUCCUUAGGCCACCGAGCUGACAGUGAUUAUUUCAAGGUGUUUUUGGAUACAGGUUUUCAUAUCAUGUCUUACUAGUACCAAGCAAUCAGAUGAAAUUUCAGGUUCUUUUUUCAGUUUUUACUGUCAGGACAUUCCCAAUUUUAGGUUAUUAUUUAGUAAAUUGAGAGUAAAAGUAAAGUUAAUGAACUAUAUUACAUCCUAAAACAUAGGGUGAGAGUAGUACACCAAGAGAAAAGACAAUACAGCCAGUGAACUGAGUAUCUGUCCAGUGUUUGCUAAUAUUAGCUAACAUUAGCCACCGUUAGCCUCUGGUCAUAUCAGCAAAUCUCACCAAAACCCCUGAGUUCACUGAAAUAAGCAAAGGUUCAUAUGAAUUUUAAUUUUAUUUUGAAAGAUUAGGAAUCCGUUAAAUCCUCUUCCAAAAGUUUCAUACUUUAAAUUCAAAUGGCGAGAACAAAAACCAAACCGAAGCUGAAAAAUUACUGAUCGCUUGAUCUGUUCAAAUUUUGGCCGAGGGACCAUGCGGACAAUCGAAAACAUCCUCUACUGGUAACAAUCUUGCACAUAAACUAAAACAUAUGCUUAAUUUUUAGGGUCAGCUAGCCUCUUUUGCGUGUUUUGUGUACAAUUAUGUGUAAUUUUGACCAUUAAAUAACUCAUUUGUGGUGCUACAGAAUGUGAGCUAACUUGAACACUUUAUUAUUUUUUUGAGUGGAAAUAUGCAAUAUUUAGAUUUUUUUCCUUCCCUCUCUUAAAGCAGUGUAUGCUCGGAGUGAUUCUCAGUACUUUAAAAUAUAUUGUGUCUUAUGCAUGUAGGAAAAACUGAAGGAUAAAAUAUCAGUGGGCACAUAAAGUAAGUAUUUGCAACUGCUGUUUGUUUGUUUGUUUCUAAAAUAAGUUUAUCUGCCACUGAUUAUGUUUUUAUUUUAUGCCAGCUCAGAACAUACUUGUUCAUUCCACUGGGUGUCACUUGACUUUUUUCCAGAAACGUUUUUGUACUUUCACCCAUAAAUCAGUGUUUUUUUAAUUUACCGUGCAGCUUGAACUCGCUGUAUCUUAUAUUUAUUCCUUACAGCAUCACACUAAUUACAGCAUGUAGCAUUCAGCCUAA
Molecule: messenger RNA, 5373 nt
Organism: Lates calcarifer (barramundi perch)
Lineage: Eukaryota; Metazoa; Chordata; Actinopteri; Centropomidae
Gene: disc1
Product: DISC1 scaffold protein
Exons: 14
Coding region: 1408-3960 (850 amino acids)
Biological process (GO): neuron migration; cilium assembly
Cellular component (GO): intermediate filament cytoskeleton; centrosome; mitochondrion
Source: RefSeq, a predicted model, not a curated record